AUGCAUACUCAUCAUGAAGAUCGAGCAUCAACGGCGCUUCUCGUGCAAAUGGCCGAUCUGAUGGCUGACCAAAAUGCCGUCUGGAAAGAAUCUCUUCGAACAGAGGAAAUGAAGAAGAACGCCAACGCUGGACAAGCGAGUGGUGCAGCGGUUGCGCAAAACUACCAAGCCUAUCUGGGACGGUACUGUCAAGUGGUAAUGCUUGAGUAUGCCAGUAAGGUAACUUUUGCCAUACACUUGACAUACACAGAGGGGGCAUCGUUACCAGAAGGCCCUGAUCAGUAA
This is a messenger RNA of Penicillium oxalicum, 285 nucleotides long. RefSeq lists its product as uncharacterized. NCBI's taxonomy places the organism in Eukaryota, Fungi, Ascomycota, Eurotiomycetes, Eurotiales, Aspergillaceae. Bases 1 to 285 code for a protein of 94 amino acids. The transcript has 2 exons. The record is from RefSeq and is a predicted model, not a curated record.